Molecule: messenger RNA, 2194 nt
Organism: Chinchilla lanigera (long-tailed chinchilla)
Lineage: Eukaryota; Metazoa; Chordata; Mammalia; Rodentia; Chinchillidae
Product: rap guanine nucleotide exchange factor 2-like
Exons: 4
Coding region: 1-1176 (391 amino acids)
Biological process (GO): positive regulation of ERK1 and ERK2 cascade
Source: RefSeq, a predicted model, not a curated record
AUGGACUGCCUGGUCCUGUGUCUGCAACCCUUUCACUGGGAGCACAGGAGCCAGAGUUGGGCUGUGCUGGCAGUGAUCACAGACUGCCAGUUUCUGCACUCCUGCCCAAACAUGAAUCCUGCAACCCAGACUCAAAUCACAAUUUCAGCAGAUUGUGGAUCGCCUGCUCUGGGGUUUCCCGUGUCACUGGGCAUGCACGGCAUGCACCACACAAACCCCAGUGUUAAUGGGUUCGUGGGUCCCUUGGGACAGUCUCCUGUGUGCCCCAGGCACAUGGAGGGCGGAGAUACAGACUGCAAUGGCGCAGAGUUCCGGGAUGCCUGCUCUGUUCCCAGGAAGCAUAAACUCUCUACAAGCUUUGAAGAAAAUCCUUUCCUGUCUGAAGAAGGAAGUCUGGAACAUCACAAGAAACAAGCUGAACAUGCGCUGUCAAAUGCAUCUUCACAGCUCUCUUCUCCUCCCACUUCUCCCCAGAGCUCACCAAGGAAAGGCUAUACUCUGGCUCCCAGCAGCACUGUGGAUAACUUUUCAGACUCUGGUCACAGUGAGAUUUCUUCAUCGUCCAGCAUCAUCAGCAAUUCCUUGUUCAACUCCGUGCCCAUCUCCCUGCAGGACGAGUGGCAGCAGAGGUACUCUGUCCUAUGUGCCACGUCUGAGAGCCGGGGCUUGUAUGCUGCAGUGACAGUCAUCUCUUCUCUGAGCACUGAGGAGCUCGCCCAGGACCAGGGUGACCAUGCAUCCCUGGACGCCACUGACAGUGGCCGCGGGAGCUGGAUGUCAUGCUCUAGGAGCUCACACAACAACAUCCAGACCAUCCAGCACCAGAGGAGCUGGGAGAUGUUCCCAUUCGGGCACACUCACCUCGACUAUUCAGGGGACCCUGCAGGCCUGUGGGCUGCUAUUGGCCACGUGGACACAGUCAUGUUUUCUGACCAUAGCACAAAGUAUAAUAGACAAAAUCAAAACAGAGAGAGUCUUGACCAAGCCCAGCCCCGGGCAAGAUGGGCCCCUUCUGCCGGCUACUGGGGAGAAGACUCAGAGGGUGACACAGGCACUAUUAAGCGAAGGGGUGGAAAGGAUGUUUCCCUGGAGACCAAGAACAGCAGCCUGAUGUCAUCAGCACUCAGGGCCACCUGUGGUCAGCAUGGGCAUUUCCCAGGAUUUUUUUUUUUGUAAUCUGAAAAUACCCAGGGUGAUUCCCAUGCUUCACAGAGGAAGUAUUUUUUUUCAUUGGAACUUUGCUCUGUUUAUUUGUUUCGUUCUCUUGAAUUACAUUUGGAGCUUUAUCCUUCACAUGCGGAGCAUCUUCAUAGUGGCCCUUCUGCAGGCACCUCUGUGUGCAGAGUGCCCUCUGCCAUACUAGCGCAAGGGGGCAGGCAUUUGUGGUGCAGGGGAGACGGUGGCAGUGGGGUUAGAGUCAAUUUGUUGCUGUCUCUGGCUCAGUGACAUGGACAAAGCGCUGGUCCCUGCCAUCCCAUCCAUCAGCUUGCUUAGUGCCCUCUCAGUAGAGUCAGCGUGAACAGGACAGUGGGUGUAAAUGGUGUGGGCACCCCCUCAGUGCUGGGACAGUGUCGCAAGGACCCGGGAGGUGCUGCUGCUGACUCAGAUGCAAAAUCGCCAGUGUCCCUGGGUCCCAGAACUAUGGGAAACACACAUCUCCUGGGCAGUAUUUGACAUUUCUGUAAUGGAAAUGUGAGAAUAGAGUAGAGGAUAUAGAAGGAGAACUUCUGAAAUAAAAUAAUUAUAAGAUUCACCUUUAUUAAUGGGGAAUGACAAGCAUCACUUUCAUCAAUGGAGAAGUUGUGGUUGGUUUGGUUUUGGUUUUGGUUCUGGUUCUGUUGUGUUUUUGAGACAGGGACGCUCUCUGUAGCCCAGGCUGGUGUUGCCCUGCUGGAGACCCUUCAUGCCCCUCUGAGACCCUGAGGUUACUCUGCCAUACAGUCACGAGUAGAUGUCAGAGUUGAUACCUUCCACAGUGAAUAAGGAGAGAAUGGUUAAGCACAUUCAUUAAACAUAUUCAUAGGUUAAUCAUCUUAAGGCAUUUUCUGUUAAACUGAUUAUCAGAAUUUUUACUGUGAAGAAAGGAUGAUGUUUUAGCUCCUACCAUUCAAGUUAGAAAGCCAGAAACACAAAAAUUUUUGAUUUUCUUUCACAAGUUCCAUAUAACCAACAUUCAUAAAAGGAUUUUCAGAAA